This is a messenger RNA of Vitis vinifera (wine grape), 1656 nucleotides long. Its product is annotated as protein MIZU-KUSSEI 1. Bases 279 to 902 code for a protein of 207 amino acids. The transcript has 2 exons. The record is from RefSeq and is a predicted model, not a curated record. Gene Ontology annotation, biological process: hydrotropism. Lineage: Eukaryota; Viridiplantae; Streptophyta; Magnoliopsida; Vitales; Vitaceae.
AAAUACUGUGGGCGGGCGGCCUCAUUGUAGGUGCCGUGUAAAAGAUUAGGAGAAAGAGGUAAGAAGGAUUUGAGUGGUAAUACUAAUACAUGAUGAGGGGCAUAGGUUGUGUUGUCAACUGUAUGGAUACGAGUGUCUAACAAACUCUCCUAAAAUAUUUCAACAACCAGAAGAUACGGUUGGGCGCUCAUUUCCUUUUGGGACUCUACUUUCUCCUAAUCCUUAUCAACUCUCUCUCCCCCUUAGCCUACGCACAUUGUUGCUUCACAACAACAAUCAUGAAUGCUGAUUCUUCCCAAGCUGCCAUUGAUACCAAGCCGCAGCUGCGGUGGUGGGAUUUACUCCGCCCCAUCAUGGCCCUCGUUGCUCCCUGCUGGGCCUCCUGCUAUCCCCCACUCUUCUCCACAUGCAAACCUGAAAUUUUCACUGUAACUGGAACCAUCAUAUGCUCAAUCAAUAGCAAAGUGAAGCUCUGCAUUCAGGAAGAUGUCGACAGCUUCCCUUUGAUCAUCCUUGAUCUUCCUAUUAACAUGUCCGAGUUAGCGGGUCUAAUGCAGUGUGGUACUGCCCGUAUCGUUCUCCAGUGUGACCUCGGCUUGGACAGAUCGAAUGAGCCUUUCUUGAGUGCAGCUACGUGGGCAAUGCACUACAAUGGACAGAAAAUGGGGUAUGCCAUGAGGAGAGAGGUGACAGGAAAGGAUACGCUGCUGUUGGGGACAAUGCGGACGAUCUCAGCUGGAGCUGGGAUAUUACCGGGGAAGGAAUGUGGUUUGGGGCAGUGCAAGUACCUGAGAGGCCAGUUUGAAAAAGUGGUGGCUUCCAACUAUUCUGAGGCCUACCAUUUGAUCGAUCCUUCCGGCUGCUUGGGCCAAGAGUUGAGCAUAUUCUUUCUGGGGAUUUAGCAUUUUCAUUCUGAAUACUGGUCUAACCAAAAUGGAAGAUACCUCAAUUUUGCAUAGCACAUAGAGCCCUUCCAUGAUAUUUAACAAUACCUAAAAGAGAAAUUGUGAGGGAUCCAUUCAAUGUUCUUGCGGGAUUUCCCUGCUGGACAUUUCUUGACACUCUUCCUCAGAGACUCAGGCAGAGACUGUUGGAUCAUCUCCAUGACACCAGCUGGGCACAAUUGUGAGUCCUUUGCAAAUGACUCGACAACCUUUGGUAAAAGGAUUUUGUGGUCUUUGCGCACACCAAAGGUAGCCCGAAUAUACUCUUCUUUUGCAGAUUCCAACUCUUGAAGUACUCUCUUAGGUGUGUAGACACGAACCUGAAAAGGAUUAAAAAUACAAGUGUUGGCAAAGAAAAAGUAAAGAGUAAAUAGGAUGUUCUAUAGUCAUUAUUUGAAUCUUGCAUCCAGUUAUGUUGUGUUGCUUGGUUAUUUAUAUUUUGUGUUUAAAUUAUGUGCCUAAAUUUUUACUUGUUUUGGUCCAAAGGAAGAAACCACAUUAUUGCUGAGAGCAAGGGGUGAAAAAGGAAGAGAGGAGGGCAGCAAAUCGAUCAACACAUCUAAUACCCUUACACAGAAACUCCACGAGACACAAGUUGAACACCCAAAAACCGUCUCAAUAGCACCUCUGUUGUCAUGUUCACAACAGAAAACAUUCUUCAGAGCUGGAUGGCUCUGAUAUCAUUUAAUCUACUAAUUUUGCAAAGUUUUAA